Alternaria viburni is the source of this 1581-nucleotide messenger RNA. RefSeq lists its product as uncharacterized. The coding region runs from base 1 to 1581 and encodes 526 amino acids. NCBI's taxonomy places the organism in Eukaryota, Fungi, Ascomycota, Dothideomycetes, Pleosporales, Pleosporaceae. The transcript has a single exon. The record is from RefSeq and is a predicted model, not a curated record.
AUGUCUGAUGAGGCUUCUUACAUGGAGUUCAUCGACAGACCUCUAUACCUGCCUAUCGCCGAGGGUAAUUCUACACCAUGCGAUUCGACAGCACCCUCAUUCCUGACCACGUUUCCUGCCGAGAUUCGGAAUGCUAUAUACGACAUUCUCUUCUACGUACCAAGGGGUAUACGAAUGCAACACGGGUAUUAUAACCCCGUUUUGGAAGACCAGCAGCUGCGUGAGGACUUGGCAACCGGCCUCCCUCUUCUAUCUACAUGCCGCCAGAUCUAUUGGGAAGCUGGUACAAUUCUUUUCUCCAACAAUACCUGGAUCCUUUCCAGGGGUUUCGCAUGGAUGGAGUACAGCAUGAAGGAGAAUGCAAGGAUAGUAGAGACCUCAGGUGCUGCGUACUUACUCCAGAUGUUUGGCACUCGUAAGGUGAUGGUAAAAAGAAUUCUCCUCGACUUGGAUAGAACAUGUCCGGUCCCAUGUCCUAUCCAUAACCCAAUGCACCCGCUGCAAAACAACGGAGGACGAUUCACCGGAAUUGAACGAGUAAUGGAGGUGUCGAAUCUCAUGGCCGAGAUGGCUCACAUACCGGAUCUCAAGGUGGAAUUUGUGCAUCCAAAACGCCAAGCUUACCAUGAUCUUCAUCCUCCAAAUGGCUCUGGCCAGGUCGACCUAGGCCUUCAACUUGACAUGCUCAAUAAUACCUUACUGACCUUACGGAAAGACACUAUUGGCAUCAGAAAGUACGGACGACAGGUUCAAACCGUGCAUAUCGAGAGGGACUGUACACAGGGCUAUGUAGUAUUCUACAUGCCGAACUUCUUCGUUGAAUACAAAGACACAUUUCAGCGACCAUUCGUCAUAUCUGAUGGAGGCAGAACGUUCAAGUGGGCGAAACUUGAAAGAACAACGCCUAAUCUUACCAACUUGGUGUGGCAUAUUAGGAACGCAAUUCUGGACGACGUUACAUUCCCAGGCGAUGAUCACCAAGGCAGCCGUGGCGCUGAGAUCGUUUGGGACCUGGAUACAAUGACCUUGACUGGAGCAUCAUUUGUUGCCAGUGCAAUAUGCCAGGAGCUCCGCAACAAAUACUGGACAACGGUCUGGCACGACAAGAACAUCGUUGUCAAGAUGAGUACUGACCAGUCACGUACGGACUUUGAAAAGUUCCGAAAUCUCAAACUUUUCACGUGUAGACGCAGGGCCAGCCCCUGGACUGCUUACGGCGAUCCGUUCUGGAAUUCGGAUGUAACGCUCCUGCUAAAAUUCGAAACGCCAUCUGACGUCACGCUGGAAGACAUCCGCUUCAACAUCGGCCAUUUGGUGCGAGUUAUGACAGACUGGGGUGGUAAUACCAAGAUUACCGUCUCUGUACCCCGAAAGAAAGAUGAACCGCGUGUUGAGGCGAGCAUGAACCUAUGGAUGUCUCGAGCUUCCGUGCUGACCGCGCUUUCGGGUGCUGGAAGACGCGAGAGGGAAACUUAUCGGAUGACCACCCAUCCCGCUGUGUGGAUGAAUGGCCGGUUUGAAGCCUUGGAGGUCGAUUUGGAAGACGUUGCGCCGCCUUGGAGAGAAGAGGGAUUUGAAUGA